CACACACACACAUACAUACACACACGCGCACACACAUUCAAACAUCAUGUCGGGAGGUAGCACUAUGGAUAACUUUGUCAACGUCAACAUUGCCAAGUUGACGUCGUUCCGUGGCGUCAAGGUUGAUGGCACCGGGCCGUCUAUCCGUGUCCCGGGCAUCGGCGACAUCUCGGCUGAUGCGCUCGAGGAGGCUGGCAUCAUGACUCCGCUGCAGCUGCUGGGCCAGUAUCUGGCGCUGGCAGACGAGGACGCGUUUGUGCAGUGGGCCACCGAGCUGGGCUGCAUCGAGUGGCGGCUCCGCGACCCGACCAAGGGCACCGUCGUCGCACUUCGCCAGAUCUGCGAGAAGCUGUUCUCCUGAGCGAGCAUCAGCUACUUGGCACAUGUAAACUCAUCCAUUCAUCCC
Thecamonas trahens ATCC 50062 is the source of this 406-nucleotide messenger RNA. RefSeq lists its product as uncharacterized. Gene Ontology annotation, molecular function: DNA binding. Lineage: Eukaryota; Apusomonadida; Apusomonadidae. The transcript has 3 exons. The record is from RefSeq and is a predicted model, not a curated record. The coding region runs from base 47 to 361 and encodes 104 amino acids.